Molecule: messenger RNA, 1814 nt
Organism: Neurospora tetraspora
Lineage: Eukaryota; Fungi; Ascomycota; Sordariomycetes; Sordariales; Sordariaceae
Exons: 1
Coding region: 388-1587 (399 amino acids)
Molecular function (GO): oxidoreductase activity
Source: RefSeq, a predicted model, not a curated record
UCUUCUUCUUCUUCUUCUUCUUCUUCUUCUUCUUCUUCUUCCUCCUCUUCUUCCUCCUCCUCCUCCUCCUCCUCCUGCUCCUCCUGCUCCUCCUCUUCCUCCCCCUCCUCUAGACCUUCUUCCCAUCCCAACACCAACACCACUAGCAACACCAACGGCAGCAAUAAUGCCUGCUGCCCCCUCCACCAAACCGACUUCCUCCACCUCCUCCAGCACCACCACUACCACCACCCCUCCUCCUCCCCCUCUCUCUCCCGUCUCUGGACACAACUAACCACCGUCCCGCCCUGGGUCUCCUACCCGCAAAUCGCGCGCGGCCAAGCCGUGUUCUACCGAUACGCCGGGCCCGCCAUCACCUCGUUAACCUUCCAUUCCCUCUUAGGGGGGAUGGCUUCAGCCCGUGUAGUCGAAACCCUAGCGAGAACGGGUGGGUUCGGGACGAGAGUCGCGAGAAGAAGACUGCUGGAGACGUUUCAGCAUAUUCUGGAUGUCACGGAGGGAGUGGAGUCGAUGAAGCCUCCUGGUGGGAGGGGGUGGAGGAGUACGGUGAGGGUGAGGUUUUUGCAUGGCAUGGUGAGGAGGCGGAUUUUGGGGUUGAGUAAGAAGAAGAAGGAGGAUGGACGGGGAGGAGGAUACUAUGAUGCUGAGAAGCUCGGAGUGCCGAUUAAUGAUUUAGACAGCAUCGGCACCAUCGCCUCUUUUUCCUCGGCCCUCAUCUGGAUGGGUUUACCGAGACAAGGCAUCUUUUUGACUUCUCAAGAAAUAAAAGAUUAUCUGGCGCUGUGGCGGUACGUGGCUUAUCUUAUUGGUGUACCGGACACCAUCACCAUCACCAUCCCUUCUUCGUCCUCCGAUGGUCAUAGUACCCAAAGAAAAAUCACGCCUUUCGGAAGCGCUCAGGAAGCUAAGAUGGUGAUCGAGUCAAUCAUGCUCUCGGAACUCAGCGACCCCAGCGAGACGUCAGCUGUUCUGGCCAACAACAUCAUCGCCGCGCUGGCGAACCAGCCACCGCUGCGCAGCUCCGCGUCCUUUCUCAGGGCGCAAGCGUACUGGUUAAAUGGCUCCAGCCUAUGUCAGACUUUAAAAAUCCCCAAGCCGCCGGUUUUUUAUAAAAUGUUGGUAGGCAGUCAGUGUUCGUUCUUUAUGGUAUUUUGUUAUCUGCGGCAGAUGCAUUAUUUGUUGUUGCGUUGGGUUCCUCCGUGGGACAGCAACGAAAAGAAUGAUGAAGAGGGUGGGGUUACUGCUGGACAAACACAGGAACGAUACAAGAGGGUGAGAAGGCUGAUGAGGAAUGUGGUCGUUGAGAUGGCUGGGGGGAAGGAGGCGGAGUUUGGGUUUGAGUGGGUGCCGGAAAGGGGGAAGUAUACGGGUUCUGAGAGGGGUGAGGAGGAUGAAGAAGAAGGAGAUGGGAAGGGGAAGGGGAGGUUGAGAAGGAAGGGUUGGUGGGAAUGGAUUGUUAGCAGGAAUGGUGGCUCGGAGUUCAGGAGUCUGAAGACGUUUUUGGUUGCGAGUACAGUUGUCGGCUGUCUGGUCUGGAUUGGAGUUAGGGGGUUGUUAUUUGGGACGAUGCCUUUGUUUCGUCGAUGAUGGUUUAGGCUGAAGACCUUUGGGUUGGCGUAUUGCUGGGUUUUGGAAUGCAUUGGGAGUUAAAGGCGUUGUCAAAACUCGGGUCAAUAAUCAUGAUAUCGGAGGGACUGUGAUGAAUUUACAGAAGUAUACCAACGAAAGGUGGACGAGAUGGCUCGAGCCAUAGUCGGUUGUCUACCAUUCACACCUGUCAUGUCACUAUCAAAACAACAUAGAUAUUUGCAUGC